Messenger RNA from Sugiyamaella lignohabitans, 867 nucleotides. RefSeq names its product Nit3p (gene NIT3). Gene Ontology annotation, molecular function: omega-amidase activity. The transcript has a single exon. The record is from RefSeq and is a predicted model, not a curated record. Gene Ontology annotation, cellular component: mitochondrion. Lineage: Eukaryota; Fungi; Ascomycota; Dipodascomycetes; Dipodascales; Trichomonascaceae. Gene Ontology annotation, biological process: L-glutamine metabolic process; oxaloacetate metabolic process. The coding region runs from base 1 to 867 and encodes 288 amino acids.
AUGUCUGCUCUGGCUAGAAGCUUGAAGAUUGCCCUUAUCCAGUUUGCAGCUGGUGCUGACAAGGCCGCGAACCUGGCCACUGUCAAAACAAAGGUAUCGGAGGCCGUGGCUAAUGGCGCCAAGUUGGUGGUGCUGCCAGAAUGUUUCAACUCGCCAUAUGCUGUGAGCGCAUUUCCUAAAUAUGCUGAGAAGAUCCCCGAGGGAGAAACCACCCAGUUUCUGUCGGAAUUGGCAAAAAAGUCGAAUAUUUUCCUGAUUGGCGGGUCAAUUCCUGAGAUUGGAUCCGACGGCAAGAUAUACAACACCAAUGUGUCGUUCGACACCCAGGGCACUAUCAUUGCCAAACACAGAAAAGUUCAUUUGUUUGACAUCGAUGUUCCUGGAAAAAUCCGGUUUAUUGAAAGCGAGACUCUAACUGGCGGCUCGAAAGCCACUGUAUUUGAUGUCGAAGGAUUCGGCACUGUGGGACUUGGAAUCUGUUAUGACAUUCGAUUUCCCGAACUGGCAUCAAUUGCUGCUCGCAAAGGUGCCUUUGCCCUGCUAUAUCCAGGAGCAUUUAACACCACUACAGGACCUCUGCAUUGGAAACUGCUGGCCAGGGCCCGAGCAGUUGACAACCAAGUGUACGUCAUUACAGCAUCUCCUUCGCGAGACCUGACCUCAUCCUACCAUGCCUACGGACACUCACAAGUGAUUGAUCCCUGGGGUGAAACCGUUUCAGAGGCUCAAGAAGGCGAAGAAAUCAUCUAUGCCACCUUGGAGCCUGAGAAAAUCGACUCUGCACGUUCUGGCAUUCCCGUGACGAGCCAACGCCGUUUCGACGUCUACGAAGACGUCUCUACCCAUGCCAAAGUAUCAGACAAAUAA